Salarias fasciatus (jewelled blenny) is the source of this 1702-nucleotide messenger RNA. RefSeq names its product protein-methionine sulfoxide oxidase mical3b-like. Gene Ontology annotation, molecular function: FAD binding. The record is from RefSeq and is a predicted model, not a curated record. NCBI's taxonomy places the organism in Eukaryota, Metazoa, Chordata, Actinopteri, Blenniiformes, Blenniidae.
AGCAGACGGAGCAGCAGCAGCUUCACAUGUCAGUGUACCCAGUGAGGAGCCCUGAGGAACUCCACCAUCAAGCGGACGCUUUGCUUCCUGUCCUCCGGCGAGCUGGAGCAGGCCGGUGACAUCAUCAGCAGGUGACGCCCUUCCCAUGGUGCCCCGCAGCCUUGGGGGGUCGCCAUGGGAGACAAGCCUUACCCAGAAUGCAGCGCUCAGGAGCUGUUCGACGAGUUUGUGUCAGCGUCGACCUGCAGGGCGGCGCUUCGGUCCUUCGGCCAGCUGUGCGAACAUCUGCAGCUGGACCGCGCCACCGCCAGCAGGCCGCUGUACCGACCAAUCAAACGGCGCCUCAAUUACUGGAAGGCCAACGCCUUGUGGGCCAAACUGGACCGAAGGGCGGCGCAGCACGAGGCGCUGGGCGCCCGGGCGUGCAGCAACACCACGUGCGUGGUCAUCGGGGCGGGGCCCUGCGGCCUGAGGACGGCGGUGGAGCUGGGCUUCAUGGGAGCCCGGGUGGUGCUUGUGGAGAAGCGGGACUCGUUCUCCAGGAACAACGUGCUUCACCUGUGGCCUUUCACCAUCCAUGACCUGCGGGGCCUCGGGGCCAAAAAGUUCUACGGAAAGUUCUGCGCCGGCUCCAUCGACCACAUCAGUAUCCGUCAGCUGCAGCUCGUCCUGCUGAAGGUUGCCUUGCUGCUCGGUGUGGAGGUUCACGUCAACGUGGAGUUUAAGAGGCUGGUGGAGCCGCCGAAGGACCAACAAAAGCACAAGGUGGGCUGGAGGAUGGAGGUGAGUCCGAAGUCUCAUCCCGUCAGUCAGCUGGAGUUCGACGUCGUCAUCGGAGCCGACGGACGCAGGAACACGUUGCCUGGUUUCAGACGUAAAGAGUUCAGAGGGAAACUGGCCAUCGCCAUCACGGCUAACUUUAAAAACAGAAACACCACCGCUGAGGCCAAAGUGGAGGAGAUCAGCGGCGUGGCCUUCAUCUUCAACCAGAGGUUCUUCCAGGACCUGCGGCAGGAGACCGGAAUCGACCUGGAGAACAUUGUGUACUACAAAGACGACACACACUACUUUGUAAUGACGGCAAAGAAACAGAGUCUGUUGGAAAAAGGAGUCAUCCUGCAGGACUUCGCCGACACUGGGCAGCUCCUCUCCCAGGGGAACGUGGACCAGAAUGCAUUGCAGGCGUACGCCCGCAAGGCCGCCGACUUCUCGACCAAUCACCAGCUGCCGUCUCUGGACUUCGCCAUGAAUCACUACGGCCAGCCGGACGUGGCCAUGUUUGACUUCACCUGCAUGUAUGCGUCGGAGAACGCCGCCAUGGUCCGUCAGCGCCACGGACACCAACUGCUGGUCACUCUGGUGGGGGACAGUCUGCUGGAGCCGUUCUGGCCGAUGGGGACCGGAGUGGCUCGAGGGUUCCUGGCAGCUCUGGACUCGGCCUGGAUGAUACGGAGCUGGGCUCAGGGCGAGCUCCUCUGGACGUCCUGGCAGAGAGAGAGAGUUUGUACCGCCUCCUCCCUCAGACGACCCCGGAGAACAUGCAGAAGAACAUCACUCUGUUCUCUGUGGAUCCAUCAACCAGAUACCUGAACAUCAGUUCCCUGACCGUCACGCCUGCACAGGUGAGACAUCUGGUGGACACUGGAGAGAAGACGGGAUUAAACACAGACUGUAGUGAUAUCGUCAGACUCGCCUCCCCAAG